AUGGAACAACCUAAACCUCAUAAAGCACCUGGCUUUGAACUGGGUAUUUGUGAGGAUCGCAAUAAACGAUGCCGUAGAACCAUGGAAGACGCACACACCUUCAUCUUUAAUUACAUGGGUGUACCACGUCAAGGCUUUUUUGCUAUUUUUGAUGGCCACGCCGGAAAAGCAACUGCUGAAUGGUGUGGUGCCAAUUUCGAUAAAGUACUGGCCAACGUCAUUCAGUCGAGCCAAGACGAAUCUGUACCGGAAAUUUUAAACAAGGCCUUUUUGGCCGUUGACGGAGAAGUUAAUCAACGUGAAGGUAAAUUCUCUGGUUGCACAGCUAUCAUUGCUUACAUCAAGGUGGUUGACGACAGACGCAUAUUAUAUACGGGCAAUGUGGGCGAUGCGCGCGCAGUGUUAUGUCGUCAGAAUAAGGCAGUGAGACUUUCGUAUGACCACAAAGGAUCGGAUAGCCAAGAAGCAAAACGUAUUAUGGAUUUGGGAGGAUUUAUGAUGAAUAACCGUGUAAAUGGAGUAUUGGCUGUGACAAGAUCAUUGGGUGAUAGUGUGAUGAAAGAAUUUGUUGUGGGUAAUCCAUUCACAACAGAGACAGAAUUAGGUCCCAACGAUGAGUUUAUGAUUUUAGCUUGUGAUGGUUUAUGGGAUGUUUGUGAAGAUCAAGAUGCAGUUGACCUCAUCAAAGAUAUGUCAGAUCCACAGGCUGCCAGUCAAAAAUUAUUAGAUCAUGCACUUGCUAAUUUCAGUACAGAUAAUUUGAGUAUCAUGGUGAUUCGUUUCAAUUAA
Messenger RNA from Mucor mucedo, 789 nucleotides. RefSeq names its product phosphatase 2C-like domain-containing protein. Gene Ontology annotation, molecular function: protein serine/threonine phosphatase activity; cation binding. The transcript has 4 exons. The record is from RefSeq and is a predicted model, not a curated record. NCBI's taxonomy places the organism in Eukaryota, Fungi, Mucoromycota, Mucoromycetes, Mucorales, Mucoraceae. Bases 1 to 789 code for a protein of 262 amino acids. Gene Ontology annotation, biological process: protein dephosphorylation.